GGCCCCGACGCGUGGCUGCACGCGAGGCCCUCCGGCGGCGAGGGCGGCUUCGCCGCCAGGCUGGACGCACUGGCCGACGGCCUCGAGGCCGGUCGGUGCGAGCAGCAGCGGCUGGAGGACAGCCUGGGCGGCCUGCGCGAGGAGCUGGACGCGCUGCACCCCGCGCUGGAGGUGCUGCGCGGCCUCGUCGACCAGGAUGUUGCCGACCGCGGUGCCGACAAGGAAAUGAUCAUGGAGAGCCUGCGCGAGCACGAUCGGCUGAUCAGGGAGUCGCAGUCGCGCGACGCCCGGUGCCGGGCGGCCCUGGACGGCCUGAGGGGCGCGGCGGAGGCGGACCGGGCCGCGUGCGGCGGCGGUGUCCCGGGCCUCGAUGCGAAGCUGCGGGACAUCGAGGAGCUCCGCAGAACCCUCGAGGGGGUGGCGGCCGAGGUCGCCGAGGUCGCGGCCGAGGCCUGCGAGAAGAUCGACGCCGAGGGUGCGGCGUUCAGGCUGCGGGAGGCGGAGCUGGAGCGAAGGCUGCCGAAGAAGAAGAAGCAUCAUAGGCCAACGACGCAUGCACACGUCCGCGGUUAG
Molecule: messenger RNA, 573 nt
Organism: Prorocentrum cordatum
Lineage: Eukaryota; Dinophyceae; Prorocentrales; Prorocentraceae
Source: the annotation of a GenBank genome assembly